UUCAGAUCCUUCAAAUAAUCUUCCAUAAUGCUUGACGUAUUCCACGGAGAAUUUACUUUUAUUAAAUUUAUUUCGACUCUCGCCUUUUUCACGACAGUAGGGCUGUUCUUCUGUGGAAUCCCAAUCUGCCGUCAAAUAUGGAAAAGAAAAGACACGGACGAAAUCAGCGGUGCCCCAUUCCUUAUGGGAGUACUUGGAGGCACUUGCUGGAUUGUCUACGCUUACUUAAAAGGUGACAAUACUGUGAUGUAUGUAACCGGUACACAAAUUUUGCUCUAUUCUACUUAUACUAUAUUCUAUUGGUUUAUGUCUAAAAAGAAGCUUGGGAUCUCAAUCAAAAUUCUUCUUCUUGUGGGUAUUUGUUCAGCGCUUGUAGCUUUGGCUCAUAUCUUUGGACAAAAGGUUUUUCACCCUUUGGGCAUUAUUUGUACAACCUUGAACACUAUGGACUUUGCUGCACCCUUGAGUGGAUUGCGAGUAGUAAUACGUCGCCGUGCAACAUCCACCUUACCCCUCCCUCUCUGUAUUGCCAACUUUAUGGUCUCUACAGAAUGGUUUAUUUAUGGACUAUUAGUAUGGGACUUUUACUUGAUUACCCCAAACGGCAUUGGCAGUCUUUUGGCAUUUGCACAACUUAUUUUAUUUGUUGUCUUGCCAAGAAAACCCAAACAGAGGCCUCCAUUUAUUCGACUAUUUUAUAAAAUUCGACGUUGUUGUUCAACAGAAAAGGAUAUUAUUUCUACAGAUGUUGAGGCUAUUGCAGUUGUCUCAACAGAAAAAGACCCAGAAGACAAAAUGUCUUUGGGCAUAGAUAGAAUAAGCCACCAUCGUUGGUCUAGCCGUAUUCUUACAAAUGUGGUAGGGGAAGUUGAAAAUGCUAUUCAGAAAGUGCAGAUUGGAGAGCAAUUUGCCUAUUCACACAAACUGGACAAAUCAGCAGAUUCCUCGGAUUCUGGCUGUGCGGAAAGCGCUAAGACACUUUCACCUGAAGAACACCGUAAAAUUGAAGAACACAUACCUUCAACCAACACCGAGGAGGAAGAGAUUGACACGUUCAAUGAAAACGAGAAUGCCUUUGCUGAAAGUGCAAAAUCGAUGAGAUUGAGUGCUAAACACUUACAAAAGCUGGCAGCAACAUUUGGGGGGUCUGGAGCUGAAAAUUUGGACUUGGGAGAGAGUGGUGAAUUAGAUUCUGUCUAUGGACAUUUUGUUAGAAGGCAAUGUGCUAGUGCUAUGAGUGAAUCUGCAAAUACAGAUAGGCUAUCAAAUUCUGGCCUUUUCCGCCUCAGUCGACGCCUCUCAGCAAAAAUUCAAAGGACUAUUCAUCAACAGGAACAGCCUAAGAAACGUGCAGGAUAUAUUGGUGGAUUUGGCUAUUCGCUCCAACAACAUCAUUAUCGUGCAUUGCAUCCGAAAACAGAUCAGGAACAAACUGAUGGAGAACAUGAUGAUGUGCCAAUAAUAGUUGAGACAGAUGAGGAUGUUGCAUCAAACAAGCACCAACGAUAUUUAAAACGAGCUAAAAGCGAGCCUUCCCUAGCAGCUAAACAGCAUCACAAUAAACAUUUUAAAAAAAUUAAAGAAGAAAAUAAAGCCGAAGAAAAUCAGCAGAUUGAACAAGAAGUUUUGAAAGAAGGUGAGAAACAAGAAACAAAUUCGGUUAAGGACGAUAAGUGUUUGUUGGGCUGA
This is a messenger RNA of Meloidogyne enterolobii, 1689 nucleotides long. The record is from the annotation of a GenBank genome assembly. NCBI's taxonomy places the organism in Eukaryota, Metazoa, Nematoda, Chromadorea, Rhabditida, Meloidogynidae.